AUGACCUCUGAUCAGCUCCUCCUCAACCAAGGACAUUACCUGGUGGUUAUCCCUGCAGAUCUCCGCUACCCAUCCAUCCAAGUUGCCUGCCUCCAUAUCACCUGUUAUGAAGCAAAGAUUCAAGUAAAGCUGGUCCUGGAGCGUUUUGCAGGACAUGAUCUUUUAGUGCAAAAAAACAUCCACAAGGAGAAAACUUUCAUGUGCACUAAGUUCUGGGUUGCACCUCCAGCUGAUGGCACAGAGGAGAUUGCCACUGUCAGACUGAUUAUUACAGGUCAAGAGGUCAAUAUUGAAGAGAAGAAAAAGGUCUUGAUCCGCAAGGCGAGCAGUGGCACCUUCAUUCAAAUGGACAAGCCCAUCUAUAAACCAGGGCAAACAGUGAAAUUUCGUAUUGUGACUCUGGAUGAGGACUUCACUGUGUUUAAUGAUUCGAUUUCCCUGUUUCUCCAGGACCCCAAGAACAACCGGAUAGAGCAGUGGCUGAAUGUGGUGCCCCAGGGAGGCAUUGCGGAUCUGUCUUUCCAACUAAGUGAUGAGCCUCUGCUGGGGACAUAUGUCAUCAAUGUAACCAACAGGAAAACAUAUGGCAGCUUCAGCGUUGAGGAGUAUGUGCUGCCAAAAUUUGAAGUGAUCUUUGAGACACCAGUGGUGAUUUAUGCACUAGAUAAAACUUUUCCACUUCGGGUAUGUGGCAGAUACAGCUAUGGGAAAGCUGUCCAGGGGAUGAUUUAUGUGAGCCUUUGUCAGAAGAUAUCCCAGUUCUCGCCCAGUGCUUCAAAACAUGAUCUCUGUCAGGAAUUCAACAACCAGGUGAGUUGCUUAGCAGAAGCUGAAAACAGUGAAAGUUGUGGUGAGCCCCAGGCUAACACAAGGCUGCUGGAGCUCUGCCUGUGCUGGCUCUGUGAAUCAGCAGUUCACAAAGUAGGCUCAUGGGAUGUAUCCUGGGAUAAAGGAGAACCUGAUCUCCACAGAAGCCCUGCACAGGACUUCGGAUUGUGUCCUGUGAGAAAGGCUGAAGGUUCAGUCAUCUGUUGCUCCAUACGACAAGAUUCUAUUAAAUGCUUCUAUUGCUGUCUACUUCUCUUCAGUCCUAGUGGAAACCAGACUGUCACUGUCACUGUGCCUAACACUAUCACAAGAUGGAAAGCUGGGAUGUUCUGCACAGGACGUAAUGGCUUUGGACUAGCUUCAGCCUCCAGUCCUUGUUUCAAGCCCUUUUUUGUGGAGCUCACACUUCCAUCUUCUGUGAUCCAGGGUGAGACCUUCAUCUUGAAGGCCACAGUCUUCAACUACCUACAGCAAUGUAUGAAGGUUGGUGAGCCCUUUUUUUUUUUUUUUUUUGGUCCUUUUUGUCAUACCUUACACCCCCUGGUAUCAGGGAGUCCAGCAGAGGAGUCUGUGUCCUUAAUGUUGCCUCUAAAUGUCGUUGAAGGUUCAGUGAGAGCUACUUUCUCGAUCACUGGUGACCUCAUGGGGACAGCACUGCAAAACUUGGACCACCUGGUGCAGAUGCCCCAUGGCUGUGGGGAGCAGAACAUGGUAUUGUUUGCUCCCAUUGUCUAUGUGCUGCAGUACCUGGAGAAGACAAGGCAGCUGACUCCUGAGAUUAAGGAGAGGGCAACAGGAUUCUUGCGCAAUGGGUACCAGAUACAGCUGCAAUAUCAACAUCCUGAUGGUUCUUUCAGUGAAUUUGGUAGCAGGGAUGAGUACGGUAAUACUUGGCUGACUGCAUUUGUGGUCAAAUGCUUUGUCCAAGCCAAGCCAUACAUUUUCCUGGACAACAGAAGCAUCCAAGCUGCUUUCAAUUGGCUGGAAUUCCACCAGCUUCCGAAUGGCUGCUUCACAGAUGUGGGCCAACUUUUCCACACAGCUAUGAAGGGAGGUAUGGAUGGGAAAGUUCUCUUGGCUGCCUACAUCUCUGCUGCUUACAUGGAGAGAGGAGAUACACCAGAGAGUACAGUGGUGCGCAAGGCUCUGGGGUGUAUCAUUCCUUCCCUUCCCAAAGCUGCCAGCACUUACACACAGGCCCUGCUGGCCUACACCUUCGCCCUGGCAAAGGAUGAACAACGCACACAAGAGCUUCUUUACAUACUUGAUCAAAAGGCAAUCAGAGCAGGUGGGCAGAUCCAUUGGAGUCAGACCCCAUCCAAGACGCACAGCACUGGCCUUUGGUCACAGCCACUAUCUGUGGAUGUGGAGUUAACAGCUUAUGUCCUUCUGGCCCUACUCUCCAAGCCAAAUGUCACAGAGGCUGACUUCACCACAGCCUCUGGCAUUGUGGUCUGGCUCACCAGACAGCAAAAUGCCUAUGGAGGAUUUGCCUCAACACAGGAUACAGUAGUUGCCCUGCAGGCCUUGGCUAAAUAUGCAGCACUGACACACAACACAAAAGGGGUUGCAGAAGUGAUGGUGAGGUCCCAGAGAAUCUCUGUGAGGAAGUUCCAAGUUUCCUACCGGAAUCGGCUUUUGGUGCAGGAGAUGGCACUGACAGAAAUCCCAGGAAAGUUCUCAGUGCAAGCCCAUGGCAGCUGUUGUGUCUUUACCCGGACGGUGCUGAGAUACAACAUUCCCUCCCCACAGGUUUCCAAAUCCUUUGCCUUACAAGUGAAAACCAAGCCAGAUAAUUGCACUGAGGAUGAUGCAUACUCUGUUACUCUCUAUGUCAAUGUCAGGUACACUGGGAAGAGAGCCAUUUCCAACAUGGUGAUUGUGGAAGUGUCCCUACUGACUGGAUUUGUCCUGGCUGCAAGAUCUGAGAUGUCUUCACAUCAUUGGUAUCCUGUGAGAAGAACAGAGAAAACCCAAGCAGGUGUUGCCAUCUACUUGGACAAGCUGAGCCAUAUGUCUGAGACAUAUGUCCUGCAUCUGGAAAGGGAAAUUGGAGUGACCAACCUGAAGCCAGCAUAUGUCAGGGUCUAUGACUACUACCAUCCAGAGGAGCAGGCCCUUACUGAUUAUAAUGUUUUCUGCAUCUGAGGUAGGUGUGUACCCCACGAAGAUUUUUUACUGUUCCCUUCCUCAACCACUAUACAGAUCUAGUAACCUCAUUAUGUUUCUUCUCUUGCUGCCUGAGAAGAACCUUGCAAACCACUGAUUCAGCAUGUUCCCUUUAUUUAGAACUUCAUCUGGAAUUUCCUGAGCCUCCAGGGAUUUUAUCAUCUGUCCUCUGUUUUCUGGUUUUGUCAUUGCUGUACUGCUCUGUAGGUGGGACAUGAAAUGAUUAACAUAUGCUCUUGGUAUGAAGGACUAGUCAUGCAUUUUAAGGAUUCUCCAAAGGAUAUCUGGGCUGGUAUAGUGCAUGGGCCAGCUAAAUAACAGUGCUUGCAGACGGUUUGCACUGUGACAGAAGAAAUUCCAAGCAGAAUUCAAGGUAUUAGUUUUAGUUUACACUAUUUGGGUAUGGAAUAGAAUCAUAGAAUAUUCCAAGUUGGAAGGGACUAUGACAGUCAUCAAGUCCAACUCCUGACACUGCAGAAUGUUCCACCUUUUUUUCUGGGAAAAGGCUGAAUUAAGACAAGGGUACUUAAUUAAACCACAGAAGCACUGUCCUUGAGAGUCCUUAUUGAGGAUCUGGUCUCCAUAGCUGCUAGCAUCCCAGAAAUAAUAACUUUGGUUAUGCUAUUUUCUCUCUGAUUUGAUCCCUCUUUUUACUUUCAUUUCUCCAGAGACAUGGCCUGCUCUCUUACUGUCCACUGUUUCAGCCCACAGGAGUUCUACUAGUGGGACAUGCCCUAGGAUGGAAAUCACAGUUUCUGGUAUGCUGGGGCAUGCGUCACCUGGAAAGUCACAUCUCAUGGACUUUGAUAUUGGUGCUGAGGAAGAUCUCAAAUUGGAUUUCGGGAUGAAACUCAGGCCAUGCCGUGCUGCUCAUCUUGACAGCCAUUUUUGGGUGUAUUCUUUUGGGUGUCUGAUUAAUUCUGAUUGCUUUAAUCCAGGGA
Messenger RNA from Meleagris gallopavo (turkey), 3938 nucleotides. Lineage: Eukaryota; Metazoa; Chordata; Aves; Galliformes; Phasianidae. The record is from RefSeq and is a predicted model, not a curated record.